Molecule: messenger RNA, 1221 nt
Organism: Beta vulgaris subsp. vulgaris (sugar beet)
Lineage: Eukaryota; Viridiplantae; Streptophyta; Magnoliopsida; Caryophyllales; Amaranthaceae
Product: protein GID8 homolog
Exons: 7
Coding region: 257-937 (226 amino acids)
Biological process (GO): proteasome-mediated ubiquitin-dependent protein catabolic process
Cellular component (GO): nucleus; cytoplasm
Molecular function (GO): protein binding
Source: RefSeq, a predicted model, not a curated record
UAAGAAAAUAUCAAGAAAGAACUUGCCAAGAGAAAAAAAAAUUAACCAAAAAAGGGCGAAGGAUAUUAAGAAAAAGAAAAGAAGAGAAGUUGAAGUCUAAAACUGAAACCCUGAAUUACAAUUUUACAACACUAUCAAUCUCUCUAGAUUCAUCCAUUGCUGCAAUUCCAUCUUUCUUGGACAACAUCGGAAAAUCGGAUCUUCGAAAACAUUCAAGGUUGUUAUUCGUCAGCUUGCAGAUAUUGAGGAAGCUUAGAUGGCUACAUCAAAGAAGGUGAUUACAAAGGAAGAGUGGGAGAAAAAACUUAAUGAUGUAAAGAUUAGAAAGGAGGACAUGAACAAGUUAGUGAUGAAUUUUCUAGUCACCGAGGGUUAUGUCGAUGCUGCAGAGAAGUUCCGAACAGAGUCUGGAACUGAGCCAGAUAUAGAUCUCGCAACAAUAACAGAUAGGAUGGCAGUUAAGAAGGCCGUGCAGUGUGGGAACGUAGAAGACGCGAUUGAGAAAGUUAAUGAUUUAAAUCCAGAGAUACUUGAUACAAACCCACAGCUGUUUUUCCAUCUUCAACAGCAAAGGUUGAUAGAACUGAUCAGGAAUGGAAAGAUACAAGAGGCUCUAGAAUUCGCUCAAGAAGAACUUGCUCCGAGGGGGGAAGAAAAUCAAAGCUUCCUAGAAGAGUUGGAGAGAACUGUUGCGCUCCUUGCAUUUGAAGACGUCUCGAACUGCCCAGUCGGAGAGCUUCUGGACAUAUCACAGCGUUUGAAGACAGCAAGUGAAGUAAAUGCAGCCAUCCUCACAAGUCAGAGUCGUGAAAAAGAUCCGAAACUACCAAGCUUAUUAAAAAUGCUGAUAUGGGCUCAGAAUCAACUUGAUGAAAAAGCUGCUUAUCCUCGAAUAAAUGAUCUAUCAUCUGCCAAGCUAGAAGACCCUGCUGUUUGAGAAGUUGUGCAAAUUGAUGUUCUAGCCUCUUUUAGCUUCUAUCUUUAGGGAUUUAAGCUUGAAAUGUAAAAAUCUUCUGUAGUUAGUUGUUCAUCCUGGAUAAAUUUGUUGUUAAUAGUUAGGACCAUUUUUCCAUCUCUCUUAAUAGCUUUGAUUCCUUGCACAGAUGAUAAUUGAAUGUCUCAGUGCCUUUAAGUUCUUGUUGCUAUUCACUGUUCAAUGGGGAUCUACUGACCUUCCAAAGAUUUAUGUUGAAAUUAAAGAGUUGGUUGAUGGUUCUUUCA